Molecule: messenger RNA, 1967 nt
Organism: Folsomia candida
Lineage: Eukaryota; Metazoa; Arthropoda; Collembola; Entomobryomorpha; Isotomidae
Gene: gprs
Product: serine-enriched protein
Exons: 17
Coding region: 348-1592 (414 amino acids)
Molecular function (GO): protein binding
Source: RefSeq, a predicted model, not a curated record
UUAUUGAUCUCAUCUCUCAAGAACUCCAUGCACAUAAAUAAAUAUAUAGACGCUUUCGCCAGUGUUUUUGCGAAAAGAUGUCUGUCCUCACCUAAUAAUUUCUCCAUUCUGGCAAAAUUUCCUUAAAUUCCUCAAAUAGUGUCCAGCUCGCUUUCGUCCAAUCCCACCUCUUUUUUCCUUUAUUCUAAUUUCCUUCCUUGCUCUUACCAAGUUUGCUAAAUUCUCCGUAGUUUUCAACCGUCUUAUUUGUCAACACUUCACUUCCAGCGAAUCUUGGCCAGUGGGCAUAUGACUGCUUGUUAGUUUCAAGUCUUUGUCAGUAACGGAGUACGACCUUUGGCAAGAGCAUGUUCAACGAGGCAUUCUACAUGAUGGCAGAGACCUUGGGAGACGAGCCGGAUUUUUCUACCUUUGAGAACAAGACAGGGUUGGCAGAAGAUAUGAAAUUCUUAGCGUCGAUGCCAGAGUUGUGCGAUGUCACUUUCCUCGUCGGCGAUACCAGAGAACCUGUUUGCGCUGUGAAAGCUGUUCUUGCAGCACGGAGCAGGGUGUUCUACAAAAUAUUGUAUCAGGCACCUUCUCCGCAGAAAAAGAAAGAGCAGCCACGGAGCGAAAAUAAGCUUCGGCUGUUUUUGAAACGAUCUUCAGAACCAUUGUUGAAUAUGCAAACAGCGCAAUCGAAUAAACCAUCGCGAGGAUUUCAGCACCAACUGUCAACUAUUUCAGAGCCACAACCACACCAAACUCUGAUCAUCGAAGAAUUUGAACCUGAUGUAUUCCGGCAGUUGAUCGAGUAUAUUCACACAGGAUACGUGACCCUGCAACCUCGCACACUGCUAGGUGUCAUGAAUGCGGCGGACUAUUACGGGCUGGAAGAAUUGCGGAAAGCUUGCAUGGGUUUUGUUCAGUCCUGCAUAAAUGUUGACACAGUUUGCGCUUUACUGGCCUCGGCAGAAAGAUACAUUCAGUACAAAUGUACAAAAUCACUGGUCCAAAAGGUGCUAGAAUUUGUAGACGAACAUGGAACCGAAGUACUCAAUUUGGGAUCAUUCACUUUACUACCUCAACACGUCGUUCGAUUAAUUUUGUGUCGUGAAGAAUUGAAAGCUGACGAAUUUACAAAAUUCCAGGCUGUAUUGAUGUGGGGCAAGAAAUAUUGCGACUGCAGUCCAGAAAUUAACUUGAAGGAUGUCAUUGCAAACUUCUUGGAAUACAUCCAGUUUCAUAAGAUCCCGGCCAACGUGCUAAUGAAAGACAUACACCCUUUAAGCGUCGUUCCUUAUCACGUGUUGAUGAACGCGUUGGCGUUCCAGGCCGACCCCAGCUCAGUUGAUUUCGCCAAGUUGUCACCAAAUCGGGCUCGACGAUCCACCGGAGGCCGUUCCAUGUCAGUUCAGAGUUCUCUUGAUCCGUACGGCAGCAACACAACCCUUAACUCCUCAGCUAGUAGCGAAAUUGACAGCGGGAGGAAAUCUUCAGGAGGUACUGAUGCUGCUGGAGGAGAUCAACCGGGUACUUCGCAUCAAAAGAUUGUUUUUGAGCGGGUUCCAUUGAAAGCGGUCAUUGGCAAGAGAGAUUCCUCUUCGUCCUGACAAACUACGAAAGAAAUUUCACCGGAGGAAGAAUUCCCUCAAGAAUAUCUUUGGUAAAUCUAGCAGAAUCUAUAAUUCAUCCUGCACCUUUUUCCAGUUAACUCUGAAACACCUGACCUGACCAAAUAUAUACACAUACGACAUACAUAUAUCUUAUGUUUUAUCUCAUUUAUACGAAGCAACAACCAUCAAUUUACAUACGUUUAUCAUCCACUUAAAUAGAAGUAAAAAAUAAUUGAGCCAGAGAUUAUACUAGAAAGAUCUAUCAGGGCGUCCAAGUUCAUAUGCAACAAAGUGAAUCAAAUAUUGCAUUGGAAAAGUUAAACUCCAUGACGUCAGGCUGAACAGAAGAAAUUAUAAAAGUUAUCUACACAA